Molecule: messenger RNA, 1983 nt
Organism: Perognathus longimembris pacificus (Pacific pocket mouse)
Lineage: Eukaryota; Metazoa; Chordata; Mammalia; Rodentia; Heteromyidae
Gene: Alg11
Product: ALG11 alpha-1,2-mannosyltransferase
Exons: 4
Coding region: 246-1724 (492 amino acids)
Biological process (GO): protein N-linked glycosylation
Cellular component (GO): endoplasmic reticulum membrane
Molecular function (GO): GDP-Man:Man(3)GlcNAc(2)-PP-Dol alpha-1,2-mannosyltransferase activity
Source: RefSeq, a predicted model, not a curated record
CAGGCCACGCCCCCACUCCUUGGCUCAACUCCUACUUGGGGGGCGGGACCCAUGUACGCCGGGCGGAAAUUUUGUCUACGCCUCGAUAGAUCCUAUUGGCUGAAAGGCCGUGGGAAGCUGCCGCCAGGAACCAAUUGUAAGAUAAAUAGGUCCGUGAGGGCGGGGACAACACGCCGUUAUUUCCUCAGGAGCCAAUAGAGAAGAGGAACGGCCUAGAGCUUCCUGAGUUCCGGGGUCGAGUGAAGAUGGCGGCUGCCUCUGGGAGCUGGUGCUUGUGCGAGUUAUUAAGGUUUUUUUAUUCAUUGUUCUUCCCUGGACUCCUUGUAUGUGGAGCUUUAUGUGUAUGUUUAGUUCUUGUCCUUUGCGGAAUCAGACUGAUGCUACAAAGGAAGAAAAUGUCAUUAUCAACCAGCAAAAGUGGGAGAAAGCAGAUGGCAAUUGCAUUUUUUCAUCCAUAUUGCAAUGCUGGUGGUGGAGGAGAAAGAGUUUUAUGGUGUGCUUUGAGAGCCCUUCAGAAAAAGUAUCCUGAGGCAGUAUAUAUUGUUUAUACUGGUGAUAUUAAUGUUACUGGUCAACAGAUACUAGAAGGUGCCUUCAGAAGAUUUAACAUCAGAUUAAUUCAUCCAGUGCGGUUUGUGUUCUUAAAGAAACGCUACCUUGUGGAAGAUUCAUGCUACCCUCACUUCACACUCUUGGGCCAAAGUCUUGGUUCCAUUUUUCUUGGCUGGGAGGCACUGAUGCAGUAUGUUCCUGAUGUUUACAUUGAUUCCAUGGGCUAUGCAUUCACACUCCCUCUGUUUAAGUAUGUAGGAGGUUGCCGAGUUGGAAGCUAUGUUCAUUACCCCACUAUCAGCACUGACAUGCUGUCUGUGGUGAAGAAUCAAAGUGUUGGCUUUAAUAAUGCAGCCUUCAUUACUAGGAAUCCUUUUCUCAGCAAAGUAAAACUCAUCUACUACUAUUUGUUUGCCUUUAUUUAUGGGCUUGUGGGUUCUUGCAGUGAUGUGGUCAUGGUGAAUUCUUCUUGGACUCUAAACCAUAUUCUUGCGCUAUGGAAGGUUGGGCAUUGCACUAACAUUGUUUAUCCACCUUGUGAUGUACAGACAUUUCUGGACAUUCCCUUACAUGAGAAACAGAAAACCCCAGGACAUUUACUGGUUUCCAUUGGCCAGUUCAGGCCUGAAAAGAAUCACCCUUUGCAGAUCAGAGCCUUUGCUAAAUUGCUGGAUAAGAAGACAGCUGAGUCACCCUGUCCACUUAAACUCAUUCUCAUUGGAGGUUGUCGUAACAAAGAAGAUGAACUCAGGGUAAACCAACUUAGAAGGCUGUCUGAGGAUUUAGGGGUUCAGGAAGAUGUGGAAUUUAAAAUAAACAUUCCAUUUGAGGAAUUGAAGAAUUACUUGUCUGAAGCAACGAUUGGUCUGCACACCAUGUGGAAUGAGCACUUUGGGAUUGGAGUUGUAGAGUGUAUGGCAGCUGGAACAAUUAUCCUUGCACACAACUCAGGGGGUCCAAAGCUGGACAUUGUUGUUCCUCAUGAAGGAGAUAUAACUGGAUUUCUGGCUGAGACUGAAGAUGGCUACGCUGAGACUAUGGCUCAUAUUCUCUCCCUGUCUGUAGAAAAGAGACUCCAGAUCAGAAAAAAUGCUCGCGCAUCUGUAAGCAGAUUUUCUGAUCAAGAGUUUGCUGUGGCAUUCCUGUCAUCUGUGGAGAAGUUAUUUAAAUAAUCCCAGAUCUGUAUAUAUUAAAGGUAUUUUAUAUUAGACAGUUGGGUUUGGCGGUAUAGCUUAGUGUUAAAACACAUGCUCCAUAUGGGGGAGGCCCUAGGUUCAAUUUCCUCUAGCACCAAAACUUAAAACAGUUAAACAUCCCUUCAUAUAUAAAUACUUUUCUAAACUUAUUCGCUAUUAAAAUCAAAUCAGCCUGAGAAGUAUUCUCAGCAGUAUGUAUAUAGAAAAGGUAUUUAUUUCAUUAAAAAUUACCAAA